GUUGCUUUCAACUAGUAAACAUGUUUCGUGUCAUGGAAAAUGCACGCUGGAAAUUUUCUAAAUAAUUUCGAAUUUAUGUAAGUAUUUCUGAGGUUUAUCAUUAUUGAAUACUUUGGAACAGUAGAAUUGAUUGUUUAGAUAACAGUUUUUGUAUCAGCAAGUUAUUAUCAUUUGGAUAAUGGAGUCUGAAAGAGAACAAACUUGUUCCGGUCAAGAAUUUCAAGAUGGCCGAGGUCAUGACUCAUACAGUGACAAAGGCUUAGAUAGCCAGGCUAAAGGCUUAGGUAGCCCUGAUGAAAACAAUAAUGGCUUAGAUAGCCGACAAACUAACAAAGGUCUUGAUAACCCAAAACAUGUUAGGCUAAACAAGAGGAAAUCACAUGAAAAUGUGGAUCAUCUUGAAAAAAGUGUCAAAAGGAAGAAAAAUGAUGAUAUCAUUAGCUUUGGAUCAGCUGGAGGUUUGGAUUCAUUUAAAAUUCCUAAAAAGAAACACAGAUCAAAAUCAAGGAAAUAUGAUACAUCAUCUAGUAGCUCAGAUGAUAGUGAUAGUUCGAGCUCAAGCUCAAACUCAAGCUCAGAUUCAAGUACUGACAAAUCCUUUUUUGAUCCACUAUCCGAGUCUAAAAAGAACCAGUGGAAGUUGGAUAAAUCACACUCUGCCUUUAUAAAGAAAUAUUGGGCAGAAGAAACAUUGACUAGAGAAACGUAUGAUAAAAUGGUGGACAAGGUUCCUUUACCGAAGUGUGAAACUUUGAAAGUGCAAAAAGUGAAUCGGCAGAUUACAAAACUUUCAAGUAAAGCUGCCAAUAAAAAUGACAAGCAUUGGCAAACAGUCCAAAACAAACUGAUAGAUGUUAUGGGUCCUCUUUGCACUAUUUGGAAACUGAUAGAGUCUAAUGAUCUGGACAAGAAAAUGAUAAAAACGCUUAUUCAAAAAGCAAUUCUUAUUGCGGGUCAGACAAACCAAAUGCUAUCGUAUUACAGACAUUAUGAGCUUUUGGCUCCAAUAUUGAGCUUUGACAAACAAGAAAUCAAAGAGUUUCUCAGAGUCAAUAAGAAGCGGUUCAUUAGUACACCAAAAUAGUUGUUCGGAGAGAAAAGUGUCAAGAAUCUGAAAUCGUUAGCCAAAGAAAGGAAAGAUAUGGCUUUUUUGAGAAAAAACCUCAAAACUGAAAGAUCUAGAGGUUCAAGGUAUUUUAGCAAGCCCUUUCGUGGGGGCCACUCUUCAAGUGCCAGUCAGAGAAACCAGCAAGGAGAGUGGCAAAGCAACUCUGAUAAAUCCAGAGGCCGAGGUCGAGGUGCAGCCAGAGAUGCUGAUAAAGACCAAAGCUCAAACAGGACGUAACCUCAGACAACAGAAGAGAUACCACUAG
Messenger RNA from Owenia fusiformis, 1373 nucleotides. NCBI's taxonomy places the organism in Eukaryota, Metazoa, Annelida, Polychaeta, Sabellida, Oweniidae. The record is from the annotation of a GenBank genome assembly.